Molecule: messenger RNA, 1866 nt
Organism: Grosmannia clavigera kw1407
Lineage: Eukaryota; Fungi; Ascomycota; Sordariomycetes; Ophiostomatales; Ophiostomataceae
Product: udp-glucose 6-dehydrogenase
Exons: 2
Coding region: 1-1866 (621 amino acids)
Biological process (GO): glycosaminoglycan biosynthetic process; polysaccharide biosynthetic process
Cellular component (GO): cytosol; nucleus
Molecular function (GO): UDP-glucose 6-dehydrogenase activity; NAD binding
Source: RefSeq, a predicted model, not a curated record
AUGGCCUCCUGUUACUUCUCCAGCAGGGAGGCCUCGCUGCUGCGCAAAGAUUCGACCCACAGCACCGACAGCUGUGUCUCGGGCCAGCAGUCGGGCUACGAGAGCGGCGGCACGGCUGUGACGACGCCAAUGUCCGAGCAACCGCCAUGCAAGCUGUGUCUUGGCCGCAGCAUCAGCCCCGAUACGCUGAGCAGCUCGCUCUGCACGAUCGCGGCGCCGCCCACGCGCAACAUCUGCUUUGUUGGCGCCGGUUUCGUCGGCGGGCCCACGGCUGCCCUGAUAGCCUUGCACAAUUCCGAAAUUGCCGUUCAUGUGGUCGACCUGAAUGCGGCUCGCAUCGCGGUCUGGAACUCGUCCCAUCUGCCGGUGCACGAGACUGGCCUGUCCAAGGUUGUGCGCAUCGCCCGCGACGGCACACGCGCGGCUGCAGCAGACCGCCUGCCGGCCCGCGAGCCCAACCUGGUCUUCUCGACCGACGUGGCCGCCCAGGUGGCCAUGGCCGACAUUGUGUUUAUCUGCGUCAACACGCCGACGAAGAGGUACGGUGUCGGGGCCGGUGCCAGUGCUGAUCUCGGCUACUUUGAGGCCGCCACGGUGACGAUUGCCAAGAACGUAAAGCCGGGCGCGAUCGUGGUCGAGAAGAGCACGGUUCCAUGUGGGACAGCCCGGAUGAUAGCAUCGAUUCUUGAACAAUAUCGCCCGCGCGAGCACUUUGAGGUGCUCAACAAUCCCGAGUUCCUGGCCGAGGGCACGGCCGUGGCCGACCUGGUACACCCCGACCGGAUCCUGAUUGGAAGCGCCAAGACGGCUGGUGGAAUGCGGGCAGCCGUCGUGCUCAAGGCCGUGUACGCGGCCUGGGUGCCGGCCGAGCGACUGCUGGGCGUCGACACGUUCAGCAGCGAGCUGGCCAAGCUGAUUGCGAAUGCGAUGUUGGCCCAGCGCAUCAGCAGCGUCAAUGCGGUCAGCGCGCUCUGCGAGGAGCUGGGAGCUGACGUCGAGGCCGUGAGCAUUGCUCUGGGAGCCGACUCGCGCAUCGGCAGCCGCUUCCUGCAGGCCGGCAUCGGCUUUGGCGGCUCCUGCUUCGAAAAGGACAUCCGCAACGUCGCGUACCUGGCCCGCGCCCUCCGGCUCGACGAGGUGGCCGACUACUGGAUGGCCGUGCUGCAGAUCAACGCAUUCCAGCGAGAGCGCUUUGCCCGGGCUCUCGUCCGCCGUCUGCACGGCUCCCUGGCCGCCAAGAAGAUUGCCAUCUUCGGCUUCGCCUUCAAGCACGGCACCAACGACACGCGCAACAGCGUGGCCGUGCACGUCAUCGCCCAGCUCGCCGCCGAGAUCCCGCGUGAGAUCGCCGUGUUCGACCCCGGCUGUGCCGUUGCCGACAUCGAGGCUGAGAUCCGCGCCGUCGUCUCGGACCCGUUGCAACGCAGCCGCAUACGCGUCUAUGCCGACUGGCCCGAGGCUGUCGCCGGCGCCUCAGCCAUCUGCAUCCUCACGGCCUGGGAACACUUUGGCAUGUCCAAGGAGGCCAAGUCUGAGGAGGCGCCAGCAAGCAGAGCGUCCCUCUCCUUGGAUCAGCUGCCAGAGACCCUUUCCGAGAUGGACGUCGUUCGGCUCGAGCAGCUUCACGGCGACAACCUCGAUCCCCUCCACCGGCUACUGCCCGAGCCAGGCUGUGCCCAGAACUGCGUCCACUGCACGGCCGCCGACAGCAUGUCCGAAGCCAGUCCGGUCAACUGGGAGGCCGCCGCCGCGGCCAUGGACGAGUCGCGCUGGGUUUUUGACGGCCGGAACGUCGUCGAUGCCGAGUACCUCGAAAGCCUCGGCUUCAAAGUCCACAGCAUUGGUCGAGGAUAUCCGAUGCCAUAG